AUGUCAAGUUAGUUUGUUUAGGUUAGGUACCAAAGUUCACCUUUUUUAAUUUUAUAUUAUUUUUAUAUUCCUAAAACCUUAAAUUAAUUUACAUUCAAUAAAGUAUUUUAAACAUACUUUUAAUUUCUGUCUAAAGACACAAAAUAAAUCAUUUACUUGAAAAUGAUUAGGGCCCAUAGAAUUCUCACCAACCAAAACAUUACUCUUAGAAAUUACAUUCCACGGAAAAACUUUUCAAAACGGAAAAAUAUCCGUGAUGUUGACUACCAGUACUUACAGAGAAGUAAAGUACCAACAAUGCAUUUUCAGAAGUCCCUGCCACGCUUACCUAUACCUGAAUUGUCGAAAACUGGCGAACGCUACCUAAAUGCAUUACGUCCUCUUUUGUCCAGUGAACAAUAUUCUACAGCAGAGCGUAGAACGAACGAUUUUAUAGCAAAGGAAGGUAAACUCUUACAGGAGCAGCUCAUCGCUAAAGACAAAAGGAACAAGCAUACAAGUUACAUAUCGGAAUACUGGUUUGAUCUUUAUUUACGUGAUCGGAUUCCGCUCCCGAUCAAUUACAACCCUUUGAUUGUGUUUCAAAAUGACAGUAGACCCGCUUAUAAUAACCAGUUGGUGAGGGCUACAAACUUGUUGAUAAGUGCAGUUCGCUUCAGGGAGUCACUGAAAGAACAGAUUCUAGAGCCAGAGGUGUAUCAUUUGAAUCCUAAGAAGAGUAACACUGAAUUCUUCAGAACCUUUACAGGAUUUUUGCCUGAAGCUAUUUCAUGGUAUGGUGCCUACCUCAUGAAGGCCUUUCCUUUGGAUAUGAGUCAGUUUGUGGGAUUAUUCGGAGCGACAAGAAUCCCUCAGUUAACCAAAGACAAGAUCUUCAGGGAUCCCAGCAGCAGACAUGUGGUUGUACAGAAAAAUGGGAAUUUUUAUAUCUUUGAUGUGUAUGAUUCUGAUGGUAAUAUAUUAUCGCCUUCGGAGUUACUCGGCAACCUGUCACGUAUCGUCAAUGACCCAACUCCUAAAGCUGAACACCCAUUGGGUAUACUCACCACUCAGAAUCGUGACGAGUGGGCCGAACAACGGAGACACCUGGUGGAAACUGGUAACGGAGAGAUGUUGCAGAAGAUAGAUUCAGCCAUCUUCAACUUGGUGUUGGACGAUGUUGUCAUUGAUGAUGAUAAACACAUGAUUUUGAGACAUUUCCUUCAGGGCGACUCGAAUAAAUGGUUUGACAAGUCGUUCAGCCUCAUAGUGACCGGGGACGGGGUCGCCGGUGUCAACUUCGAGCACUCGUGGGGGGACGGAGUAGCGGUGCUUAGAUUCUUCCAGGAUAUAUACAAUGAGACCACAGGAAAACCUUACAUACAUCCAGAUUCGAAACCUUCCGAAACUAAUGUCACUGUCAGUAAAUUAGAGUUCAAUUUGGAUGAUAAGUCGAAAGGUUUCAUCGCAAAAGCGUUGAAGGAGUAUAAGGAUUGGUGCGACACUCUGAGUAUAGAUUACAUUCUCUAUGAAGGCCUGACCAAGGAGGCCUGUAAGAAGUUCAAGGUCAGCCCAGACUGCAUCAUGCAGCUGGGAUUCCAGGCUGCAUAUCAUUUGUUGUAUGGAAAGUAUGUUGGGACUUACGAAUCAUGCAGCACGUCCGCUUUCAAGCACGGCCGGACGGAGACUAUGAGGCCAUGCACUGAUCACACUAAGCUAUUCUGCGACAAACUCCACUCGAACAACUCGUCCAAGGACGAGCUCCGAGCGAUCAUGGCGGAAUGUUCCACGUACCACAGCCAGCUGGUCAAGGAGGCCGCCAUGGGGGAGGGAUUUGACCGUCAUCUCUUCGCUCUCAUGAAGACAGCUGAAGAGAAUCAGACGAGGAAACCGGAUAUCUUUGAGUCGUACGAGUACAAAUAUUUGAAUAGAUCAAUAUUGAGCACGAGUACUCUGUCAGCGCCGAGUGUUCUAGCCGGUGGGUUUGGGCCGGUCGUUAAAGAUGGAUUUGGAAUUGGGUACUCAGCAUUCCCCGACAAGCUGGGAGCGGCCGUCACCAGUUACAAGCCACACAACGACAGCUCCAAAUUCGUAGAAGCUUUGCACAAAUCCUUUUUAGACAUCACGAAGAUAUUGUCAGGAUAAAUAUGAAAACUAGUAAAUUAUUUGAGACAGGGACAAACAGAUAUAAAUUAGUUGUUACUCGAGGAUGCGCGGCAGAGUUUAUAUGUAUAAAUAGUUGGACAUGGUAAAUUAAUAAUGGAAUUGAUAACAUUUCAUUUUCUUCAAGACCUUUAAAAAAAUUAUAAACCUUUUGACAUUUGCCAAAAAAAAUUUUUUUUUUUUAAAUACAUAGUUACAAAAAAAUUUUUUUUUGUUCUAUUUUUGAGGAAAUUAAAAGAUACCCAUAGCAGAGAUGUAACGUCAUCUCUAUGACGAAGUGAAGUUUGUUAAUUUAUCAUUGUUCCGUGGUACAUAGGUACAUGCACAUUCACAUUGUUUUUACUGUUAAUUAUGUAUUUGUCCAACAAAUGUAUUGUGAUAAUGAAGAAAGCUUUUAUCGAUCUAUCUAACCGAGAGAUAAAUUUCAAUCUCGGCUUCAAAUAAAAAAAUGUGGGUGUCUUAAUUAUUGUUAAAGUUUCAUAUUAGCUUGUAAAAAUAAUAUGUAACAAAUUUGAAAUGCUGUCAAUUGUGAUUCUAAUAGUGACAGGUUACUUAACCAUAGACUAAAUAAUUAAUCCACUUAUGUGUGCUGUUCUAUAUUUAUAUUGUUCUAAUUUCUAUGCAGACAGCCGUGUCUUUUGUCUUUGCACGUCAAUUUUAAUAAAUAGUUAAUAUCUUUUAGUUAAAAAAUAUUUACAAGUGAAAUGUUAAUAUAUAUUUAUUUUUAAGACAAAGAUAUUUGGGAUGGGUUUAUAGUAAAUAAUAAAUUAUAUGUCUUAAAUAUUUGUAUAUACGAACAAAACUAUUUUUAUACAAAAAAUUAAAUUCCAUAUGAUAUUUUUCUUAUCGCAAAAGAAAGUUUCUGUAACUUAAAUGUGCCUUUAUUAAUGCCUUUUCAAUGCAAUUACUAUAUCAAGUAAGGUAAUGUUUAACUUUUACACCUAAAUACUAACCUACGCAAAAGUCUAUUUUCUAUGGCGCGAAAAUAUUUGAGCCUAUCAGACCGCACCAUUUGAACCCGGAACUGACCUGCCCGCUAUUAUGAGCGAGAGAGCAGGAGACAUUUUGUUUUUGGAUUUUGAGUUUAAUGCGCUUGUAAUAAGGUCGUUAUUUUAUUGAGUUUCCAUUCGGUUUGAAUCGGCGUUAGGUUGCGCUAUUCUGCGCCGUCGAGUAUUUACGAGACGAAUAAAAGUGUAUUUGUUUUGUAGUUAGGUAGAUAUAGUGGGAUCAUGUUUUAUCUAUCUUUUUAGAGAAUUCUAAACGUCGAAGAAGAAGCCUCAAUUUUUUUUAAACACAAAUAUGGAAUGUAUGAGCGUGUGCAUUUUAUUAUUUUCAUAGUUAAAUUAAACUUAUUUUAAGACUUGUUUUCUUAUUUAUGUAAGUUGGUAAGAAGUGUUUUUAUAUGUACAUCAAAGCAUUUAUAUUGUAAUAAACAUGUUUAAUAC
Amyelois transitella is the source of this 3587-nucleotide messenger RNA. It is a transcript of the gene CPT2, whose product is annotated as carnitine O-palmitoyltransferase 2, mitochondrial. Gene Ontology annotation, molecular function: carnitine O-palmitoyltransferase activity. Gene Ontology annotation, cellular component: mitochondrion. The record is from RefSeq and is a predicted model, not a curated record. Gene Ontology annotation, biological process: fatty acid beta-oxidation. The transcript has 8 exons. Bases 163 to 2124 code for a protein of 653 amino acids. Lineage: Eukaryota; Metazoa; Arthropoda; Insecta; Lepidoptera; Pyralidae.